Messenger RNA from Pecten maximus, 592 nucleotides. Its product is annotated as CTP synthase 1-like. Gene Ontology annotation, cellular component: cytoophidium; cytoplasm. Lineage: Eukaryota; Metazoa; Mollusca; Bivalvia; Pectinida; Pectinidae. Gene Ontology annotation, molecular function: identical protein binding; CTP synthase activity. The record is from RefSeq and is a predicted model, not a curated record. The transcript has 3 exons. Bases 91 to 381 code for a protein of 96 amino acids. Gene Ontology annotation, biological process: CTP biosynthetic process; pyrimidine nucleobase biosynthetic process.
UUUUCCAUCCACGAUGUAUCGUCCAUAUAUCGCGUGCCCAUACUCUUACAAGAGCAGGGAGUAUCGUCCUAUCUGAUACAGAGACUGAAAAUGGCACAGCUCUCCUCUCCCCAUGCUGGUAACAUCAUGUUCAAGUGGAGGGACCUGGCUGACAGGUAUGAUCGUAUGCUGAAGGAGGUAACCAUUGCUCUCGUUGGAAAGUACACACGACUAGAGGAUGCCUAUGCCUCGGUGAUAAAGGCCCUGAAACACUCUUCUCUCUCUGUCAGUCACAGACUCAACCUCAGGUACAUAGAGGCGACACACCUGGAGGUAGAUAUGCUGAAGGAGAAUCCAUCUAAGUAUCACGAGGCCUGGCAUCAGUUAGUUAGCUCCAAGUAAGUACCACAAGGCCUGGCAUCAGUUAGUUAGCUCCAAGUAAGUACCACAAGGCCUGGCAUCAGUUAGUUAGCUCCAAGUAAGUACACGAGGCCUGGCAUCAGUUAGUUAGCUCCAAGUAAGUACACGAGGCCUGGCAUCAGUUAGUUAGCUCCAAGUAAGUACCACAAGGCCUGGCAUCAGUUAGUUAGCUCCAAGUAAGUACACGAGGUCU